GGGGGCGCUGAGCGCGGCGGGCGCGGCCGGAGGAGCCAUGGACUGCAGCCUGGUGCGGACGCUGGUGCACAGAUACUGUGCUGGCGAGGAGAACUGCGUGGACAGCCGGACCAUCUACGUGGGGCACAGGGAGCCCCCCCCAGGUGCUGAGGCCUACAUCCCGCAGAGACACCCCGACAACAGAAUCGUCUCCUCCAAGUACACGUUUUGGAACUUCAUACCCAAGAACUUAUUUGAACAAUUCAGGAGAAUAGCCAACUUUUACUUUCUUAUCAUAUUUCUGGUACAGUUGAUUAUUGACACCCCCACGAGCCCAGUGACGAGCGGGCUCCCACUGUUCUUUGUCAUCACAGUCACGGCCAUCAAACAGGGCUAUGAGGACUGGCUUCGCCAUAAGGCGGACAACGCCAUGAACCAGUGCCCGGUGCACUUCAUCCAGCAUGGCAAACUGGUCCGGAAGCAGAGCCGGAAGCUAAGGGUGGGGGACAUCGUCAUGGUCAAGGAGGACGAGACCUUCCCCUGUGACUUGAUCUUCCUCUCCAGCAGCCGCGGAGACGGGACCUGCCACGUGACGACCGCCAGCUUAGACGGGGAAUCCAGUCACAAAACUCACUAUGCCGUUCAGGACACUAAGGGGUUUCAUACUGAAGAAGAUAUUGACGGCUUGCACGCCACCAUUGAGUGUGAGCAGCCCCAGCCCGACCUGUACAAGUUUGUCGGCCGCAUCAACGUCUACAGCGAUCGGAACGACCCCGUGGUGAGGCCGCUGGGGUCAGAGAACCUGCUUCUCAGAGGAGCGACGCUUAAGAACACUGAGAAGAUCUUCGGUGUUGCUAUCUACACGGGCAUGGAAACCAAGAUGGCAUUAAAUUACCAAUCAAAAUCCCAGAAGCGAUCUGCUGUAGAAAAAUCCAUGAAUGUCUUCCUCAUUGUGUACCUCUGCAUUCUGGUCAGUAAAGCACUGAUAAACACCGUCCUCAAGUACGUGUGGCAGAGCGAACCGUUCCGAGAUGAGCCGUGGUAUAAUCACAAAACCGAAUCGGAAAGACAGAGGAACCUGUUCCUCAGGGCGUUCACGGACUUCCUGGCGUUCAUGGUUCUCUUCAACUACAUCAUCCCGGUGUCCAUGUACGUCACGGUGGAAAUGCAGAAGUUCCUGGGCUCGUACUUCAUCACCUGGGAUGAAGACAUGUUUGAUGAGGACACAGGCGAAGGGCCUCUGGUCAACACCUCAGACCUGAACGAAGAAUUAGGACAGGUGGAGUACGUCUUCACGGACAAGACCGGCACACUCACAGAGAACAACAUGGAGUUCAAGGAGUGCUGCAUCGAGGGCCACGUGUACGUGCCGCACGCCGUCUGCAACGGGCAGGUGCUCCCCGACGCCUCCGGCAUCGACAUGAUCGACUCCUCCCCGGGCGCUGGCGCCAGGGAGCGAGAAGAGCUGUUUUUCCGGGCCCUGUGCCUGUGCCACACAAUCCAGGUGAAGGAUGACGAUGACGUGGAUGGACCCAGGAAGUCACCAGACUCGGGGAAGUCCUGUGUGUACAUCUCGUCCUCUCCCGACGAGGUGGCCCUAGUCGAAGGUAUCCAGAGACUCGGCUUCACGUACCUGCGGCUGAAGGAGAACUACAUGGAGAUACUGAACAGGGAGAAUGGCGUGGAGAGGUUUGAAUUGCUGGAAAUCUUGAGUUUUGACUCCGUAAGAAGGAGAAUGAGUGUGAUUGUCAGAUCUGCUACAGGAGAAAUCUAUCUGUUUUGCAAAGGAGCAGACUCUUCAAUAUUUCCCCGCGUGAUAGAAGGCAAAGUUGACCAGAUUCGUUCCAGAGUGGAGCGCAAUGCGGUGGAGGGACUUCGAACUCUGUGCGUUGCCUACAAAAGGCUGAUCCCCGAAGAAUAUGAAGGUGUUUGCACACUGCUGCAGGCCGCGAAGGUGGCCCUUCAGGAUCGUGAAAAGAAGUUGGCGGAGGCCUACGAGCAAAUAGAGAAAGACCUCAUUCUGCUUGGUGCCACGGCUGUUGAGGACAGGCUCCAGGAGAAAGCCGCCGAUACCAUCGAGGCUCUGCAGAAGGCGGGGAUCAAAGUCUGGGUCCUCACUGGGGACAAGAUGGAGACGGCGGCCGCCACCUGCUACGCCUGCAAGCUGUUUAGGAGGAACACACAGCUGCUCGAGCUCACCACCAAGAAGAUAGAGGAGCAGAGUCUGCACGACGUCCUGUUUGAGCUGAGCAAGACCGUCCUGCGCCACAGCGGGAGCUUAACCAGGGACAACUUCUCAGGACUCUCGGCGGACAUGCAGGACCACGGUCUCAUCAUUGAUGGAGCCGCGCUGUCUCUGAUCAUGAAGCCCAGGGAGGACGGGAGCUGUGGGAACUACCGGGAGCUCUUCCUUGAGAUCUGCCGGAACUGCAGUGCUGUGCUCUGCUGUCGCAUGGCGCCCCUGCAGAAGGCCCAGAUUGUUAAAUUAAUCAAACUUUCAAAAGAGCACCCUAUCACUUUAGCCAUCGGAGACGGUGCCAAUGACGUCAGCAUGAUCCUGGAGGCCCAUGUGGGCAUAGGUGUCAUUGGGAAGGAAGGCCGCCAGGCCGCAAGGAACAGUGACUACGCCAUUCCGAAGUUUAAGCACUUGAAGAAGAUGCUGCUUGUUCACGGGCAUUUAUAUUACAUCAGGAUAUCUGAGCUCGUGCAAUACUUCUUCUACAAGAACGUCUGCUUCAUUUUCCCUCAGUUUUUAUACCAGUUCUUCUGUGGGUUUUCACAACAGACGUUGUAUGACACUGCCUACCUGACCCUGUACAACAUCAGCUUUACGUCCCUCCCGAUUCUCCUGUACAGCCUGAUGGAGCAGCACGUCAGCAUAGACACGCUCAGGAGGGACCCUUCCCUGUACAGAGAUAUCGCCAAGAAUGCACUCCUUCGCUGGCGCGUGUUCAUUUAUUGGACAUUCCUGGGAGUGUUUGAUGCCCUGGUGUUUUUCUUUGGUGCUUACUUCAUGUUUGAAAACACAACGGUGACCAGCAACGGGCAGAUAUUUGGAAACUGGACCUUCGGGACACUGGUGUUCACUGUGAUGGUAUUUACGGUCACACUAAAGCUGGCACUAGAUACGCACUACUGGACUUGGAUAAACCACUUUGUCAUCUGGGGGUCACUGCUGUUCUACGUUGUCUUCUCCCUUCUCUGGGGAGGGAUUAUCUGGCCCUUCCUCAGUUAUCAAAGGAUGUACUUUGUGUUCAUCCAGAUGUUGUCCAGCGGCCCUGCCUGGCUGGUCAUCAUCCUGCUCAUCACUGUCAGCCUCCUUCCCGACGUUCUCAAGAAAGUCCUGUGCAGGCAGCUGUGGCCCAGUGCCACAGAGAAAGUCCAGAGCACACGCGUGCACGGCCAGAGCCGCCUCCCGGAACUCACCCUCCUGGCCUGUCGGCGGAGCUCCAGCCCCUGGGCCACGUGGCCAGGCCCACACGCAAAACAGGAGCCACUGUCGUGGCCUCCCCUCUCCAGUCUCCUGCACAGCCAUUCUGUCCCUGUGCCCCAUGGGGGGACCACUGGCGGACAGGCCAUCAGUCCAGACCUCUGAGAGCCACACGUGUGAGCCUCUCCCCACCCUAAAGGAGGGACCAGGGCAGCGGGACUUGUCUGGAGCUUGUGGCCAGCACGUCACCUCUCCUGGCUCUGGUGGCCUCACACUGCCUCCGACGGGCAUUCAGUUGUGUUGGGAAGAAGGGCCCCAGGGCCUGCUGUGUCCCCACUGCAUGGGGCCUCCAGCCUCAGACACCUCCGGAGAAGGACACCUGUGUGGACGUGCACCGUGGACGUGGAGCGCAAGUGGCCACCCCACUGGCCGUGCUGAGCACGGGGGGCCUGUCCUCACCAUGGGACGGGCUGGCCUUGCCUCUGUGCCUCCUUGUCCACAACCCUCUGGUCCUCAUGCUUCUAGAACUGGCUGGACCAGCCCCUCGAGCCACAUGUUCCCACGGCCUGUCAGCGUCAUGGCCUGUGCCCUGCUUCUGUCCAAACCCACCACAGGGUGGGGCUGGCCUUCAGGGUCCUGUCUGGUGUGGAGUUUGUUUCUUCGAGGGGGUGCUAGCGUCCCCCGUGUGUUGCAGGGUGUCUUUGAGUCUUUCCUGUCUGCUGGCUGCCCCAUGGAGAAAACAGAGUAUCGCGUGUGAAGAAUGAGUAAUACCGUCCGUGUGAGCCUUCCCAGUACAAGCUCUGAGAUAGUUAUCCUCACGCCCCCAAGAAUAGAGCCUCCCCAUGUUCUCUUGUUGGGAGAAGUCUCCCCCACUUGUUCCAGGGGCAGACCACAGGCUGUGACGGUCAGACCCCUCCAUAUCCUCACUCAGAGGUGCCCUCCGGGGGCCGCGUCCAUCUUCCAAGAUCCAUUUCUGGCCCACACUGGUCUGAUGGUGAGUCAGCCUCUGAACCCCGAAAAGCAAUAUUGCCAUCCCAGACUGCUGCCCACACUCAAGACCUUGACCAAACAUUGUGUUUUCUGUUAGAUGCCCGCUUUGUUGUCGUCUGUGCUGCCCAGGGCAUUAGUUGGGGUGGCAGAGCCAUCAGAAGGCUGGUGUGCUGACAGUCCCUGGCACUUCUCUGCACCAGUAAUUGUUUCUAGAAAUAACCUCUUUGACAUAGCCUUAAUGGUCCGGAAGGAAACUGAGAUUUCAGUCUGAGAUUCAAGUUCACGUGUUGAAACUGAUGCCUUUUAAGAAAAGCAUCACCCAGAAGCUAAAGUACAAGCAGGCACCUUGCCCACUGCGGAUCCCGUGCUGUGGAACCGGGGACGUCGGUGUGAGCCCGGCGUCUACUUCGGAGAUGCGGGAUUUCAGGUGUUUUUGGAAGUUCAGGUUUCAUAAUUUGAUUGUAUAAUGUUUCGCCUAUAAAAUAUUUAUUUGAACUAGGGGGUUAAUUCAAUGCGUACACACAGUGGUUGGGAUAAGUUCAAGUGAAGUGGAAACACCAUACCAAAGACCAGGAGACAGAACAAAGAGUAAGAGAGGGUCUCCGCCAUGAGAGUCCUCGCCACGCCCUCCGCUCCGCCCUCCCCACGCCCUCUCCGCUCUGACCUCUCACGCCCUCCCUGCACCGCUGUCCCUGGUCACGCCCUCUGCACUCGCCACGCCCUCCCCCCCUCCCUCCCUCCCUGGCUACGCCUUCCGGUAAUGCCUCGGUCACGCCCUCUGGCCCCGGCCGUCAGGUCCGCGCCGGACCUUGCGAACGGUGGUGUGUGCAUUUUUACAGCCGUUUUUAAGAACCUACUAUGGGUAUAAAUGUCCCCCCCCACCUGUAGGGGGACAGAUUCUCUGUAUGUUUAGUUAACAAAUUCUUUGUAACGUAUUUUUUUAGAAAUCUUAAAAUUGCCUUUGCACUGAAGUAUUUUCAUAGCUGUUUCUAUCUCUUUUAUUCAUUUAUUUGUUAACAUACCGCACCUAAUUUUUAAAGUAUGUUUUUAAAGCUUUUAUUUUUUAAGUUGGUGAACUUUUGGCCACUUUACAUUUAAAUUCUGGUGAGAGUUUUGGCUGAAUGUCUCAAUACCCGAUGAAUGUGAAUUUUCAGAUUUGAUUUUAUUCUCUACACCUGUUUGUUUUUGGUGUUUCCGGUGGCAGUGAUUAGUUGAAGGCAUAUUUAGAGCACAAUGUUUUGCUUGCUUUUUCUUCACAGUCGUUGUGAUUGUCAUCUGCUCUUUGUUUUGUUUUCGAUUUCCAUCCUUCGGCCUUAAGAUAGAAGUUUCUCGAGGGAUGGUUCAGUGUCCUCUUUCCACCUGUAUUGAGACGGUCACCGUUUACCUCUGAUGAUGCAAGUCUCCUUAUGAAAGUCCCUAACCCCUUACAUGCUCCAAAAUGUCUUUUACAAAAUUGUUUGGGAAAUAUUAAGUGACUGUGCCUGAUCAUUGGAAACAGGGGCGGGAGACAGAGCCUCAGAGGUAAGGAAGAACCCGCUGAAAGGCCGCACGUGGGACUCCGUGCGAUCUUUCACCAACAGUAGUUAAUAAUUACUGGCCUUAAACUGACCUUAAAGCAAGACAUGUCAACUUUUAGCAUUUUUCUUAGUUUUGAAAACCUUGUUCAGGACUGCACAUGUUAAUGAAUUAAUUCAUAAUUUCCCACACUGGUCCCAGCAUCUGGUUCUGGACCCGCACACCAUCCCCUAAGAACAGGUCACCAAUAAAGCACGGGUGGUCCUGACCCAGUCACCGUCUCUCUCCUGCUUUCAACUCCGAAUCUACUCAGGGCCACAGGCGUGCACGUGUCUCAGCAUGCACGCACACACACAGUGCACACACGUAUGCACUCCCUGGGCCCUGUGCAUCCUGCCUCCCUCCUAAGGGGACCCUGCCAGGAGUCCGGCAAGGCCAGGCUCCUUAGACCUCGAGCCUUGUGCCCUGGCUGGACGCCGGAGGCAAGCGUGGACGGACAACGCUGCGGUGCUCUGGCCUGAUAAGCGUCUCCUGUUCGGGGGUCCCCCCCCCCCGCCACUGACACCUGCCUGCAGCUCUGCCCUCAGGAUGGUGGCAGAGAGGCUCCUCUGUGACCCGGGCAUCCCUGGGCUCUGGCUGGCACCCUGCCUUGGGCAGCUGGGGAAACACACCCUCUUCUCCCAGACCAGCCUGUACAUUUGACUCCAUAGGGUGAACGCAGAGCACAGAAGCCUGGGGGGGGGGGGGGGGGGGUUCCUGAGCCUGGGAAGGAGGCCGGAAAUGCUUCUGCAGGUACAGGUUGAUAGAAUUGUCCUUUGGCCUGGUGAGAUUUUGCAGCUUUAACUACAAAAAUGUCUCCCACAUGCUGUUCUCAUUAGUCUCGAAUAGUUGCACAUCAACCAAAUGUUGAGUGCAGCCUAAGGGAGUUCUCCGCCUUUUUUUUUAAAACCACUAAGUGCAUCUGUUUUGCACUGACUGGUGAAACCUAAUGCAACAGCUUCACUUCACCUUGAAAAUCACAUUAUUUAUUUAACAGCUGCGUGUCACGUUUCGUUGUUCAGUGUCUUGCCUUCUCCAUUUCUUUUGGAAGUUUCCCAUUUAAAAACAGGAAAAAUGUCAGUUGGCAAAUGCAAUUUUUUUUUAAGUUAGCGGGUGGGUGAGCGGGAAUGAGAAUCAUUCUGAUAUUGUCUAGAAACAAAGCUUUAAUGGAGAUGUGUUGGAAGUAUUAUUAAAGGGUGAUUCUACUUUUGCAGAAAAAAUCUAAAGAUCAGUUUAUAUAGCUUUAUUUUUUACCUUAUGAAAAUAUACAGAAUUUUAAUAUGCAUAUAUUGUCUCUGACUUAAAAUUAUGACGUGUCUGCAUUGCCAUUGAAAAUGUCCAUUCAUUAUGUAACGUAGUAAAAGAGAACCUUCAAAAUGCAUUUAACAUGAACGGUAUCUAUAGUUGUCAUCAUCAUAAAUACUGGAAUUUAUUUUUAAAUUAUUGAAUAUAGUAGGUGCAUUUAAGAUGGCCGAUCAGCCUCCAGAUAGUAAUGUUAACCUGCUUUGAAAAAUUAAAUUGUGAUUAAACCAAAUCUUACAUUUCUGUAAACUUUAUUUUGUAUGCUACUGUUUUUAACUUUUAUUUCUGUAGAUAAAGUAUGACUUGAUAAUAUUAAUUAUAUUGGACUUUUCUGCAGAUUAUCUAAGCAGGAGACUUGAAUCUGCUUGCAAUAAAGAAGAAAAAAUGUC
Lynx canadensis (Canada lynx) is the source of this 7644-nucleotide messenger RNA. It is a transcript of the gene ATP11A, whose product is annotated as ATPase phospholipid transporting 11A. Gene Ontology annotation, molecular function: ATP binding; magnesium ion binding; ATPase-coupled intramembrane lipid carrier activity. Lineage: Eukaryota; Metazoa; Chordata; Mammalia; Carnivora; Felidae. The transcript has 29 exons. Gene Ontology annotation, cellular component: trans-Golgi network; plasma membrane; endoplasmic reticulum. The coding region runs from base 38 to 3574 and encodes 1178 amino acids. The record is from RefSeq and is a predicted model, not a curated record. Gene Ontology annotation, biological process: phospholipid translocation.